This is a messenger RNA of Vigna radiata var. radiata (mung bean), 2220 nucleotides long. RefSeq names its product peptidyl-prolyl cis-trans isomerase FKBP43-like. Lineage: Eukaryota; Viridiplantae; Streptophyta; Magnoliopsida; Fabales; Fabaceae. Gene Ontology annotation, molecular function: peptidyl-prolyl cis-trans isomerase activity. The coding region runs from base 125 to 1879 and encodes 584 amino acids. The transcript is spliced from 12 exons. The record is from RefSeq and is a predicted model, not a curated record.
CAUUCUUUUAUCCAAGAUUCUAAAACACACCAGGGAUAAAAAGGGCGGGAAAGAGCUGCACACACGCCUUGGCAGCGGGUUUAGGGUUUACGAGGCGCGGAGGAAGAGGGCGGUUGUCGGAGACAUGGCUUUCUGGGGAGUGGAAGUGAAACCAGGAAAGCCUUUUACUCAUAAAUACGACGAUUCCAAAGGACGCCUCCAUAUUUCAAUGGCCACUCUUGGGUUGGGCACUGCGACAGCAAAAAGCACACUGCAGUGCAAUGUGGGAAACAGGAGCCCUGUAUAUCUAUGCUCUCUCUAUCCUGGAAAAGCAGAGUCAUUGCAAUUAAACUUAGAGCUCGAAGAAGUUGAUCAAGUUCUUUUCUCUGUAAUUGGUCCUCGGAGCAUUCAUCUCUGCGGGUAUCAUCUCGCCACUGCCCGCAACGCCAAUCUUAUUGAUGAUUCUGAAUCAUAUGGAGAGGAUAUCGCUGAUACAGAAACAGAGAGAUCUGAUUACAGUGACGAAGAUGAGUAUGAUGAUAGUUUCAUUGACGAUGACAUUGUACCAGAGGCUUCCUCACCAUCUCUUAUUUCCAAAGAAGAGGAAGCUUCUCAUGACAACAGACCAAAAAUUAAGAAAGGCAGUCUUCGACGGCUUAGGAAGAUGUACCAGUCAGUUGAGUCAGAUGAUGAUGGCUGUGGCGGAGAAAAGAUAAUUGUCAAUGACAGAAUCCAUGACCAAAUCCAGGAAACUGACAAUGAAGAUAGCCUACCUAUUUCAUCUAUUUACAAGAAUAAAGCCUCUGGAAGGGUAUUGGACAAAGAAAUGGAUGUUAGUGUUGUCAGAGGAGCUGGUGAUGCCAGCAACAAGAANNAGGAAGAUGGUGNAAAUAAUAUUUUUGAAACAAAUCUAGAGGCUGGACAUGUCCUUGUAGAUAGUCAGACACAUAGGGAAGCUGUGUUAUCAAAGCACUUGGUAGAUCCUUGCACAUCUCUGGAUGUUGGGGAUAUUAAAAGUCCAAAAAAGAAAAAGAAGAAAAAGGAAAAAGAGGCAAAGAGUUCCUGUAAUGGCCGUUCUAUCAAACUAGAUAAUGUUAUAAAUGAGAUGAAAAUGGAAGACAUGACCCAGGUUAUUGUGGCAGGAGGUAAACAAGAGCAGCAUGUUGAUGAUAAGGAAACUGAGACCACANAUAAAAUACUUCCUUCCUCUCAGGUUGAUCAUGGACUGGGUGAAAAGCCAAAGAAGAAAAAGAAAGAAAGAUCUAAAGAGGGGAUGGUUUCAAUUGCUACUGAUGGUUAUCAUAUCAGUCCUGUUAAUCUGCCUCUAAGAAAUGGACAACACACAGUUAACGAGAUGGUAGACAAUGGUGCUUAUGACUUACCUGAUGGAAAUCAAUCUGAGAAUAGAAAAGCUAAGAAAAGGAAGAAAAUGAGUAAAAGUCAAGGCAAUGGGGAAGUUGUAAAUUCUAAUAUUACUGUAUGUGUUGAGCGAAGUGGUGAGACUGAGAUGAUGGAGGAGGACAGAAGUAAGGGGGAAGAUGCAAAACCUUCCAAUGUUAGAACAUUGAAAAAUGGACUAGUUAUUCAGGAACAAGAGAAGGGGAAAAAAGAUGGCAAAAUCGCAGCUUCAGGAAAAAAGAUUAGCAUCUAUUACACUGGCAAGUUGAAGGAAAAUGGAGCUGUCUUUGAGUCAAACGCUGGCCAAACUCCUUUCAAAUUUCGCCUUGGUAAAGGAGAGGUUAUCGAGGGUUGGGAUGUUGGCCUUGAAGGCAUGCAAGUUGGAGAAAAGAGAAGACUUGUCAUUCCACCAACAUUAACGUCUGAGAGUGAUGGACACUCUGACAAAAUACCACCAAAUUCAUGGUUGGUUUAUGACAUUGAACUAGUUAAAGUUCAUUGAGUAUUUCAGCCUACUCAUUGUUCCAAAGAAAAAAAAAAAUACGGAGUGAGGAGGCAAUUCAGGGACAGGCAAAAGAUUGGAUAGUUUUUGGUUGGUUCAACAUGGAUCUGUGGUGAUUGAAUAGUUUUUGGUGUAGAUGAUAGUGGGUAGACACGCGCCACCGAAUCCUAAGUUUUGGUUCUUUCAGAUAUCGUGUUAACUUUAGAAGAUACUCAGUGUUAUAGUGGUGAAAAUUUUCGCAUAAAUAUCAGCAUAAGAAAUACUCAAAUACAUAUAGUGCCGAACUAAACAGCGUUAUUAAUAGCACAUUGUCUUGGUUAAUUAUUUUGUUCGACCUAAAA